CUUCCAAAGGUACGACAUGUGGCAGCCAUGGAUUCCCUCUUAAAUAUAACUGUGUCUACUCUACUCAGCAACAUCUCUCAACAUCUUCUUCCCGAUGCUUCUCUAAAAACUCUCCAAGAAAAAGAGAAUUACUUCAUCAAUGGCUCUCUCUGUGAGAUUCAACCUGCUCUCCUCAUCUAUCUCGAGAUCCACCGCAUCGUCGUCAUCAUCAUUGCCAUCAAAUGCCGUCAUCACUGUCUCAUCUACGAUCCCAUCUGUCUCUUUUUUCUCCUCCAAACCUUCUCUUCUCGCUUCUCCCAAACUCCCCCUGAGAGCCUCACGCUUUUCCUCCAUCAAGGCCUCUCUAUCUUCUUCUUCUUCCACAGCCAUUGCUGAGCCUGAAGGCAUCAAGAUUAAUUCGAUUCCUACGAAGCCGAUCGAAGGCCAGAAGACUGGAACGAGCGGACUCCGCAAGAAGGCGAAAGUUUUUAUGCAAGAAAAUUACCUUGCCAAUUGGAUCCAGGCUUUGUUCAAUUCAUUGCCACCAGAGGAUUACAAGAAUGGGCUGUUGGUGUUAGGAGGUGAUGGGCGCUAUUUUAAUCGAGAAGCUGCACAGAUAAUUAUCAAAAUUGCUGCAGGAAAUGGUGUUGGAAAAGUUUUGGUCGGCAAGGAAGGUAUUCUGUCAACACCAGCUGUUUCUGCUGUAAUUCGCAACAGAAAGGCCAAUGGUGGAUUUAUAAUGAGCGCAAGUCAUAAUCCUGGUGGUCCUGAAUAUGAUUGGGGUAUAAAGUUCAAUUACAACAGUGGCCAGCCUGUACCUGAAUCCAUCACUGACAAGAUUUAUGGAAACACUCUCUCUAUUAAUGAAAUAAAGGUGGCAGACAUUCCUGAUGUAGACCUAUCUCGUCUUGGAGUUACUAAGAAUGGGAACUUCAGUGUUGAAGUGGUAGACCCAGUUUCUGACUAUUUGGAGCUACUGGAGAGUGUAUUUGACUUCCAGCUUAUCAAAAGUCUUCUGUCACGAUCAAAUUUCAGGUUUAUAUUUGAUGCCAUGCACGCCGUUACUGGUGCUUAUGCAAAACCCAUCUUUGUGGACAAGCUAGGGGCCAGUCUGGAUUCAAUUUUGAAUGGAGUGCCUCUGGAGGAUUUUGGGCAUGGUCAUCCCGAUCCCAAUCUUACAUAUGCAAAGGAGUUGGUCAACAUUAUGUAUGGUGAAAAUGGACCUGAUUUUGGAGCUGCAAGUGAUGGUGAUGGUGAUAGAAAUAUGAUUCUAGGUCAAGGAGUUUUUGUCACUCCUUCUGACUCUGUUGCAAUUAUUGCUGCCAAUGCACAAGAAGCGAUUCCAUAUUUCCGUAGUGGCCCUAAGGGUCUAGCCAGAUCUAUGCCAACGAGUGGUGCUCUUGAUCGCGUUGCUGAAAAAUUGAACCUUCCAUUCUUUGAGGUCCCCACUGGUUGGAAGUUCUUUGGAAAUCUUAUGGAUGCUGGGAAGUUGUCCAUUUGUGGGGAAGAGAGUUUCGGAACAGGUUCCGAUCACAUUCGUGAGAAGGAUGGCAUAUGGGCUGUCUUAGCUUGGAUUUCAAUUAUUGCACACCGAAACAAAGACAAGAAACUGGGCGAGAAAUUGGUUUCUGUCUCUGAUGUUGUGAAGGAACAUUGGGCAACUUAUGGACGGAAUUUCUUUUCUAGAUAUGACUAUGAAGAAUGUGAAUCUGAAGGUGCCAACAAGAUGAUAGAGUAUCUUAGAGAUUUAGUCUCCAAGAGCAAGCCUGGUGAAAAAUACGGAAGUUAUGCCCUCCAAUUUGCGGACGAUUUUAACUACACAGACCCUGUUGAUGGGAGCGUUGUGUCAAAGCAAGGUGUUCGGUUCGUUUUCACAGAUGGAUCGAGGAUUAUAUAUAGAUUAUCAGGAACUGGUUCAGCAGGUGCCACUGUUAGAGUUUACAUUGAGCAGUUUGAACCAGAUGUAUCGAAACAUGAUGUGGAUGCCCAAACGGCUCUAAAACCAUUGAUAGAUCUAGCGCUAUCUAUAUCGAAGUUGAAGGACUUUACAGGAAGGGAGAAGCCUACUGUCAUCACAUAAAGCACAAUCCGACGAUAGUUCUCAUGUAUCCAGUUUUAUUUGAAGUUAUGCCACUGGCAGGUUGACUAGUCCCUUUUCUGGAGUUGUCAUACACAAUAAUAUUCCUCCCAUUCAGUUUUGACUGUGCAGUAGGUAACCUGUAAUAAUCGAUCAAUAAGGCCACUCCAUCACCAUGUAAAUUUCUGAAAUGUAUGUGCCAUGUAAAAUCAUGUGUCAAAACGGAAUAUAUUUGCCGUAAUAGUUUUGGUAAUACCUUUGGCAUUUCUGCUUCA
Juglans microcarpa x Juglans regia is the source of this 2331-nucleotide messenger RNA. RefSeq names its product phosphoglucomutase, chloroplastic. Gene Ontology annotation, cellular component: cytosol. The record is from RefSeq and is a predicted model, not a curated record. The transcript has 22 exons. Bases 140 to 2059 code for a protein of 639 amino acids. Lineage: Eukaryota; Viridiplantae; Streptophyta; Magnoliopsida; Fagales; Juglandaceae. Gene Ontology annotation, biological process: carbohydrate metabolic process. Gene Ontology annotation, molecular function: phosphoglucomutase activity; magnesium ion binding.